Messenger RNA from Tyto alba (common barn owl), 780 nucleotides. RefSeq names its product p53 and DNA damage regulated 1 (gene PDRG1). Gene Ontology annotation, biological process: protein folding. The transcript has 5 exons. Bases 75 to 473 code for a protein of 132 amino acids. The record is from RefSeq and is a predicted model, not a curated record. NCBI's taxonomy places the organism in Eukaryota, Metazoa, Chordata, Aves, Strigiformes, Tytonidae. Gene Ontology annotation, cellular component: prefoldin complex.
GGCGGAACUCGCCUGCGCGGCUGCGGCUGCGGCCCGGCGGGGAGCGGCGGCGGACACGGCCCCACGGCCACGCCAUGGCGCGGGACCCGGCCUUCGUGCUGCGCUACCUGGCCGAGGUGGAGGAGCUGGCUGAGGACGUGCUGGCGGCGCGGCAGCAGAUCGUGGACCUGGACGUGAAGCGGAACCGGAACCGCGAGGCCCUGCGGGCGCUGCAAAAGGAGCCGGAGCCCGACGGCAAGGCCAUGGUCUGCUUCGGGAACAUGUUCAUCGAGCUCCCCCACGCCCAGACCAAGGAGAUGCUGCAGAAGGACCAGGAACAUCUGGAUGAGGAGAUAAACAACCUCCGGAAAGAGCUGCGCGUGAAGGUCAACCGCCUCUUUGAAGCUCAAGGUAAAGCUGAGCUGAAGGGAUUUAACCUGAACCCCAUGACCGCAGAGGAAAUGAAGCUAAUCAACCGCAUCCUGGAGGGCUGAGGUGGCCGGGCCAUCGCCACGGCACGGAUUCGGGCUGUCACCCGUGGAGCUCGCGCUGCCACAGCCGCAGCCUUCGGGGUUUGCAGGAGGACAUCGGCGUGCCCGGAGCCCGCCGUGGGCCAGGUCCCUGGCAGGCGCUGGGAAGCGUUUGGCUCCUCGGCUACGACGCCGCAGAUUCCUUGGCUCACAAACCCUGUCCUGCUCCUUGCUGCCAGCCCCCGUGGCUGGGACACAGCGCUAGGCAAACCCCCCCAUGGCCGGGGUGGAAGGGGGGAUUAUUAAAAUCAGAGCAGCGGGACGUUCCUAA